Messenger RNA from Fusarium keratoplasticum, 1071 nucleotides. RefSeq lists its product as uncharacterized. The coding region runs from base 1 to 1071 and encodes 356 amino acids. Gene Ontology annotation, molecular function: carboxylic ester hydrolase activity. Lineage: Eukaryota; Fungi; Ascomycota; Sordariomycetes; Hypocreales; Nectriaceae. The transcript has 2 exons. The record is from RefSeq and is a predicted model, not a curated record.
AUGAAGGUGACGACACUCGUCUUGUUUUCAACCGUCGUUACGGCCUCCACGCUGCCUCGAAACUCCGCCAAGGCUCCUCGACCUAGCUAUAACUUUGUCGGAAGAGUCAACCCGGCGACCAAGGAGCUUACAUGGCCGAGCACUGGCGUGUCAUUCAUGUUCGACGGGACAAAGGCCACUAUCGGUAUUAAAAUCGUGACCGGGACCUCCAGUGUUGAUCUAAUAAUCGACGGUGGCGACCCAAUUCUCAUUGGAAACGUGAACGGAACCUCAAUCUCGACACCAGCUCUGCCAAAGGGAACACACACUGUCGAGUUACGUAAACGAUCCGAGAGUUCCUUGGGUAGUUUUUACAUCACUGAUGUCGACACCGAUGGCAUUCUAAUACCUACCACGAUGCCAAAACGAAAGAUUGAGAUUAUUGGCGACUCCAUCUCAGUCGGAUACGGCCUCGAUGGUGUUCUACCUUGCACUGACUCGGCCAUUCUGCAAAAUAACGGAAAGACGUACGGCGCUGUGGCAGCUCGUGCUUUGGGUGCAGACUAUAGUGUCAUCGCCUGGAGCGGCAAGGGCUUGAUCCGUAACUAUGCCUCGACCCCUCCUGACCCCCUGCCGCCCAUGCCAGUCCUCUACACACGCUACGGCGCCAACGACAGAGAUAACAGUUUCUCGUUUCCCAAGUCGUGGCGACCAGAUGCUGUAGUGAUCAACCUCGGCACAAACGACUUCAGCUAUCUAGGUGUGCGUGAUCCUGUCGAUCCAGCGGACCUUACGAAAGCGCUGGUUGCGUUUGUGAGGAGCAUACACUCUCACUACCCAAAAGCCCACUUCUUCUUUGUCUCUUCCCCAAUGCUUAGCGACAACUACCCCUCGGAGGCUGAUGCUCAGAAAUCCACAUCUGUACAGAUGCUAAAGAACGCGAUACGGCAACUCCAUGGUGUAAGAACCCAUUUGGUUGAUUGGCCUUCACAAGGGUCAGAAGUUGGCUGUGAUUACCAUCCAAAUGAAGCCACUCAACUUCAGGGCGGUGCAUUGCUCGAGGCAUCAAUCAAGCUAGCCCUAGGAUGGUAG